Messenger RNA from Neltuma alba, 2704 nucleotides. Its product is annotated as probable glycosyltransferase At5g03795. The record is from RefSeq and is a predicted model, not a curated record. Bases 652 to 2490 code for a protein of 612 amino acids. Lineage: Eukaryota; Viridiplantae; Streptophyta; Magnoliopsida; Fabales; Fabaceae. The transcript is spliced from 4 exons. Gene Ontology annotation, molecular function: glycosyltransferase activity.
GUUUCUCAUUCCUUUUUAAUUACCCAGGUACGAGCACGAUCCAUCAACUGCGUUUUAUCAUUCUUGAUCCUAGAUCCAUUAUCCAUCUGGCGUUUUGGCAUGAUGUAACUUGAUCGCAAUCCUGACUUUUUCUCAGGAAAGUGUAAACACAUCUUUAUUUCCUCUGUCCAUUGAUGUUCAUUCUUUGCCCUGCUUUUCCUAUAGCAGUUUGACGAAGUUCAUGAACAGGGAAAAUAAUUUCCUGUUGAGAACUUGCGUGAGCAUACGGUGACCAGCAAGCUCGCCUGAAAUUUCUCAAACGUUCGUUAUUCCCAUGGCUGCAAUACAGUUCCCCUUUCCACUCGUUGGGUCACUCAAUGUAGCUCUUUAGGAACAGGGCCUACCCCCAGGCAUUGGUCUACUUUACCUUCCCGCUCCUUCGUUCCUAUUGAAACAGCUAUCGAUUUUGUCGGUUGAUCUUCACGAGAUUGCUUCAAUUCCUUGCAGAGGUGCGGACUAACUAACCAAAAGAUAUAUUUUGACUUAUACUCGCAUCUUGCUGUAGUUCUGAUCUCUUUCUAAGAUAUUCUGUAGUUAGAUCACGAGUUUUCUGUACGUUAUUGAUUAAGCUAGAGUAUUUACAUCCUGUGGUGUUGCUUCUUUAAUUGUUAAAUGGAUCGGGGAUUUAGAAUUCUUUGUCAGGGUGAAACAAGAAGGUUGUUAACAUUAUUAGGAGUAACAGCUAUUCUGGUUUUAGUGGUUCAGUAUGCUGAACUUCCAUAUGGAAAAAUGUUGUCCCUGAUUCCUUCUAUCCGCAAGAUAAGCAAUUCCCAAAUGGAAACGUCAUUGGGUUACUCUGAAAGAGAAGGCAACAAUAAUCGCUCAAAUGCUAACUCUAUUAAUGCAUUUGAAGCCAUGGCAAGUAGUCCUGCUCCUGAGGCCUAUGAAGGUAGAAGCUCGGGGUUUGAAAAUGCUGGCGGUUCAAUUAUGGCUCCUGGUUCUGGGCUUGCUUCAGAGACUAAGAACUUUACAGCUAACGGUGUCAGUUCGCCUGUAAACAAUAUUGAAUUCACUACACGAGGGAUUGAAUCUCCCUCAUUUGCCCCCAGCAGAGCACCAUUAGGUUCCGAAACUGAGUCAAGAAGUCCCACGAUAUCUGUCCCUUCAAAUGCAACUUCUGUGAAAUCAGAUGCUGCUAAGCAAGCCAACAACAAUGACAAGCCGGGUUUUUCGCAAGGCAAUAGUUCAAUGUCCAGGAAAGAUAACCGCAUAACUGCAAAGACCUCAAACAAGCGGCCUUCAGAAGUAGUUUCAAUAUCAGAGAUGAACUUAAUGCUGCAGCGAAGUCAUGCUUCAUCCAAGCUAGUGAAUCCAAGAAAGGCUUCAGGUGUUGAUCAGCAAAUAGUGCAAGCAAGAUUAGAGAUUGAAAAUGCCCCCAUCAUCGAGAAUGAUUCAAGAUUUAACUCACCUAUUUAUAGGAACGCCUCCAUUUUCAAAAGGAGCUACGAACUAAUGGAGAAGAUGCUCAAAGUUUACAUCUACCAGGAUGGAGAUAAACCAAUUUUCCACGAGUACUUAUUGGAUGGAAUAUAUGCCUCCGAAGGAUGGUUCAUGAAGCUGAUGGAGGCAAACAAACAAUUUGUCACUCAAGACCCUGGGAAGGCUCACUUAUUUUACAUACCUUUCAGUUCAAGAUUGUUACAGUUGACACUAUAUGUACGAAAUUCUCAUAGGCGUUCAAACUUGAUCGAGUACAUGAGAAACUACGUGGACAUGAUUGCAGCAAAACAUCCUUUCUGGAAUAGAAAAAAUGGAACAGAUCACUUCGUUGUUGCUUGCCAUGAUUGGGCUCCUGCAGAGACACGUGGACGCAUGCUUAAUUGCAUCAGAGCCCUGUGCAAUGCGGACAUAGAAGUAGGGUUCAAGAUAGGGAAGGAUGUUUCUCUCCCAGAAACAUACGUGAUCUCAGCUCAGAAUCCUCUGAAAAAUAUAGGAGGAAAUCAUCCUUCCCAGAGGCCUAUCCUGGCUUUCUUUGCAGGCGGUAUGCAUGGUUAUCUUCGGCCUAUUCUGCUGAAGUAUUGGCAGAACAAGGAAGCUGACAUGCAAAUAUCUGGUCCAUUGCCACAUGUGAGGGGCAACGCCAAUUAUCUGCAGCUCAUGAAGAACAGCAAAUACUGCAUCUGUGCAAGGGGUCAUGAAGUUAAUAGCCCUCGAGUGGUAGAGGCUAUAAUCAAUGAAUGCGUUCCAGUUGUCUUAUCAGACAACUUUGUGCCGCCAUUCUUUGAGGUUUUGAACUGGGAAUCUUUUGCUGUGAUUGUGACUGAGAAAGAUAUCCCUAAUUUGAGGAAUAUUCUGUUGUCCAUCUCAGAGGAGAGGUAUUUAGAGAUGUACAGGAGGGUGAAACAGGUACAAGAGCAUUUCCUCUGGCGUGCUGAGCCUGUGAGGUAUGAUUUGUUUCAUAUGAUUCUUCACUCUAUUUGGUAUAAUAGGCUUUUCCAAACAAGGCACUGAAUCACUUUGUAGAAAACUGUAGCACAUAGACUUUAUAAGCGUUGACGGACGAAAGAAGAAAGUAGAGAAAAUGUAGCUUCUUGUUGCUUUCAUGGCACAAAGGUCGGUUAAUUAUACAUGACUUUCUGUACAACUUGUAUUCUGGAAUCUAGAGCUGAACGGAGAGGUAAGGGAAAUUUGUAUUGACAGAAAUUUCAAACAUGCCAUUCUCGUC